This is a messenger RNA of Seminavis robusta, 1146 nucleotides long. The record is from the annotation of a GenBank genome assembly. Lineage: Eukaryota; Bacillariophyta; Bacillariophyceae; Naviculales; Naviculaceae.
AUGUCCGGCAGGCCCCCCGGUAAGAAGAAGCCUCCACCGAGUAACCCUUAUCAUCCUGCUGGCAAGAAGCGUUCCGGCAAGAAGUCUACCAAGAAGAAAGCUCCUGGUGCCCUUGCUACCAUGAGUACAGCUGGGCGUAUAGAGGAUAAAGUGAAGGAAUGGCAGCGGAAACAAAAAGCGCGUUCCACCAACACCGUCGGUACUACUCCAUCGUCUUCUUCAAGUUCAACAACUCCGGGAAGUUCCUCCAAGGGGAGUUCUUCUGGCAAUCGUAGACCCGAUGUUGCACGCAAGAUCUCUUCACGUUACCCAAAGAACAUUCGUUCUUUGACAUUGCAUACCCUUCUGAGCAAGAUCGAUACUUCCAUGAGAGAUGAUGAGAUCUUGACCAGUCCCGCUGGAGCUUCCAGCAAGACUGUCCCUGUGGCUUCUGUUGGUGAGAUCAUUCGCGAGGAUAUAAAGCAACUUGCCGGCACGAACACUGAUUCUGAUGACAUUGAUGAGUUUCUCAUGACUCAGGAAGAGAAGGAGCUCAUUCGGUUGGAGGAUGAAGUCAGUGUUGCCUUGUUGGUUUUGUCGAAUGGUGACCUUGGUGAUGGACGCAAGAUCAAGGUACCUGGGAUGACCUUGGAGAUGUGGACGUCCUUGGAUGACAGUCAGCGGCUCAACCGAAACCGUGCGCUUGCAUGGUCCUACUAUGACCCGAAGCCUGAUCUUGAGACAUACUUCAAGGGCCAGAAGGGUGGCUACCCUUUACCUCCAGUCGGUGAGCAGUACUUGCUUGGAGGGAUCCCAGAGAAAUAUCGCCUUGUGACUCUUCAGAAGGUCCGUGUGUUCCGCCUUGCUUGGGACAGUACCGUUAUGAGUACGGUCUCAUUUGUAAGGCCAUGGGCUGGCUGGAGUCUAACUGAACUGCACUUGCGCAAGGAGGCCUUUGACAAAGACAACCAGUGGAACGGAUUAUUGUGUGUUGAGUUGCCUUCUCUUACCAACGAUGACAUUGAAGAUGAGACUUAUCGUCUUGCUUCCCUGCCUGCUGGAGGCAAGGUUGUCACCUGUGAUCCAAGCUUCUUGUCGGCUCCCAUGAAAACAGUCUUUCGUUUUGAGUGGUGGCAGCAUCCUCCCAAGCCACAUGAGUGGUGGUGA